CCCCGCCGCCGCCCGGGACGAUGGUGCGCUGGGAGGCGGCCGCGCUGCUCGCCGCCCUCGUCGGGGUCUGCGUUUGGACCGACGAGACCGGGAAAGUUAUUUCGGAUCGGUACGCGGUCUACUGGAACCGGAGCAACCCCAGGUUCCACCGGGGGGAUUACACGGUUGAGGUGAGCAUCAACGACUACCUGGACAUCUACUGCCCGCACUACGAGGCGCCGCUGCCCGAGCGCAUGGAGCGCUACGUGCUCUACAUGGUGAGCUACGAGGGGCACCUCUCCUGCGACCACCGGCACCGCGGCUUCAAACGCUGGGAGUGCAACCGCCCCGACUCCCCCAACGGGCCCCUCAAGUUCUCCGAGAAAUUCCAGCUCUUCACCCCCUUCUCCUUGGGCUUCGAGUUCCGACCCGGCCACGAGUAUUAUUACAUCUCUGCAUCCCCCCCCAACACGGUGGACAAGCCCUGCCUGAAGCUGAAGGUUUAUGUUCGGCCAACGAACGAUUCCCUCUACGAGUCCCCGGAGCCCAUUUUCACCAGCAACAACUCCUGCUGCAGCCUCAGGGUCCCGCACGCCGCGCUGGCGGUGGUGCCCGUUGUCUGGACGCUCCUGGCAUCGUAGCACCCACCCCCACCGACGGGGAGAGCAGCUCCAGGGAGGAAAAGGGGGGAAGGAAAGGAGCAGCUGGGGGGGGGACGACAGAUUGUGGCCACCCCGAGUCCUCGUCACCUCGAAUCGGUGCUGCUGGCGAGGAGCUGGCGCGGGUCCUGCCACCCCAGGGAGUCCCCGUCCUCCCUCACCUCUGCUGGGGUCAUCGCUGCCCCACGGGACGGAUCCUGUGGCCUCCCCCUCCCCCCCAGCCCCAAUUUGGAUGUUGCUUUUUACAUUUCUAGACCAAAUACCG
Calypte anna (Anna's hummingbird) is the source of this 903-nucleotide messenger RNA. RefSeq names its product ephrin A2 (gene EFNA2). Gene Ontology annotation, biological process: axon guidance; ephrin receptor signaling pathway; osteoclast differentiation. The record is from RefSeq and is a predicted model, not a curated record. The coding region runs from base 21 to 620 and encodes 199 amino acids. The transcript is spliced from 4 exons. Lineage: Eukaryota; Metazoa; Chordata; Aves; Apodiformes; Trochilidae. Gene Ontology annotation, cellular component: plasma membrane. Gene Ontology annotation, molecular function: ephrin receptor binding.